AUUUAAGUGUUCCUCACACUGUGAUCACACCAAUCCAUUUCUUUCUUCCUUGUUUUUUGCUUAGUGGGUUUCCAUUCCAGCAUUCAUGGACUUGCAUGUGAAGCGUUUCUUAGCAGCAUUUCUCAUUCUUGCAGCAGCCAUUCAUGAAACGCAGGCAGACACCAUGGUCACUGGCACUGUCUUCUGUGACCAAUGCAAAGACGGACAGAGAUCCCUUUUCGAUUAUCCUGUUAAUGGUGCAAAAGUAACUCUGUCCUGUGCUGACAGUAAUGGGGAAAUUACAAUGUCAAGAGAAGAAACAACGAACUGGUUUGGAAGCUAUACUAUGAGGUUUGAUGGUGCACCCGACUUGAGUGGUUGUUCUGCAAGGGUCUCAGGAAGAGGAGAAGGGUCAAUGGGUUGUGGUGAAGGUGCUGGUCCCUCCCAAAAUCCCAAACUCAUGUUUAGGAUGUUUGACAUGGAAAUGUAUACUGUGGAUUCUCUCCUUGCUCAGCCUUCACAACCUAUGCAGUACUGCUCAAGAUCUUCCACACCAGUGUCAGCACCAGUCACACCACCUAAUUCUACUCCACAUUUCAAGCUACCUCCAAUGCCAGAAUUCCCUCCAUUACCAUCACUACCACCACUACCAUCAUUGCCACCCCUACCACCAGUGAUCUUUGCUGAGGCUUCAGCAUGUCCAUCAGAGAAGUGGACACUGUCAGAAUACAAAUGCUACUGGAGGGGUGUGAACCGGGACACAAAAGUAGCAGUGGCUUUUGGAAUGGUUGCGGCAAGGAGAUAUGGAACAGACAUUACACUGUGGCAUGGGUUGCAAGGGAAGGGAGACCCUUACAGGACUCUUCUCAGAGAAGGAAUCACUGCACUUCUUAACUCAUAUAAUAGCUUUCAAUUCUCUUAUCAUCCUAUUGGGGUGCUCCAACACAUGAAUUUGGCUUUGAUGGGUUCAACCAGGACUGUCCUUCUUACUGCUCUACGUUUCAAGAGAGCAAAUUCUGGUGCUGGGAAUGUCACCUGCAAAUUCACCACUUGCAAAUAAUUUAUAGGCUUCUUCCCAUAUAGCAGGUUUGAAAAGGAUUGUUUUUGGGGAAUAAUCAGUUUUAUUUCAAAGGUUCUCCGCAAAACUUUUGAUAAAAAAACUUCUUAACCUCAAAAAUAACCAAUUCAAAAAUGCAGGAUACAAAAUUGAAUACUCUUCAAUAGCUUGUCUUUAUCUUUAUUCUAUAUAUGGAGGUUGGUGCUUUAUGGUAUUUCACCUACAUAGGCACUUGUAAUGGCUAAGCAUUUCCUUAGGCUUAUAUAUCUCUGCCAUUGUGUAGGAUAUUGUUACCACUUACAAGAAUCUAAAAACUCUACUCAAGGAAAAAAAAUGAACUAAUCUAUGAAUUUAA
Vigna unguiculata (cowpea) is the source of this 1391-nucleotide messenger RNA. Its product is annotated as Pollen Ole e 1 allergen and extensin family protein. Lineage: Eukaryota; Viridiplantae; Streptophyta; Magnoliopsida; Fabales; Fabaceae. The record is from RefSeq and is a predicted model, not a curated record.